Molecule: messenger RNA, 1743 nt
Organism: Knipowitschia caucasica
Lineage: Eukaryota; Metazoa; Chordata; Actinopteri; Gobiiformes; Gobiidae
Source: the annotation of a GenBank genome assembly
AUGUGGAUCUACGCGGGGAAGUCCUUCAUGGUCCGCGCCGUGGUUCGUGUUGGUUUUUCAUUUGACUUUGUGCAGACGAGGACGUGCCAUAACUACUGUAUUCAUGCUGCGAGUAAGACCUGGACCAAACCUGAGGGCUACGACACUGGAAUCAAGGUCUACAACAGUCUCACCAAGAAAAAAGAGCCGCUCAUUCUGGCCAAGGAGAAGACAGCCACCUGGUACAGCUGUGGUCCUACUGUCUAUGAUCACGCACACCUGGGCCAUGCGUGUUCUUACGUGAGGUUCGACAUUCUCCAGAGGAUUCUGACCCGGAUGUUUGGGAUCACCGUCGUUCACGCCAUGGUCAUCACCGACAUAGACAACAAAAUUAUCAAAAGAAGUUUGGAGGAAAAGGUGUCUCCGUCUGUUCUCACAGGAAUGUUUGAGGAAGAGUUCAAGAAGGACAUGCUCCGGUUAAAGGUGACUCCUCCGGUUGUGUACCUCCGAGUCACCGAGAACGUCCAGAACAUUGUGGCAUUUAUCGAGCAGAUCAUCAGAAAUGGACACGCCUACGCAACGAGUGACGGAGAUGUGUAUUUCGACCUUGGCUCCAUCGGAGAGCGAUACGGGAGGUUUGUUGGCGCGAUCCCGUCUCAAGAAGCAGGGAGCUCAUACAAACGCAACCCUAAAGAUUUUGCUCUAUGGAAGAAGUCCAAGGCCCAGGAGCCGUGUUGGGACUCUCCGUGGGGCCGAGGGAGGCCGGGCUGGCACAUCGAGUGCUCCACCGUGGCCAGCUCAGUGUUUGGCAGCCAGCUGGACAUCCACUCCGGAGGCAUCGACCUGGCCUUUCCUCACCACGAGAACGAGAUCGCUCAGAGUGAGGCCUACCAUCAGUGCGGACAGUGGUGCAACUACUUCCUCCAUUCAGGUCAUUUACACUUGAAAGGCCGAGCAGAGAAGAUGUCCAAGUCUCUGAAGAAUUACAUCACUAUAAAAGACUUCCUCCAGUCUUACUCUGCCAGCGAGUUCAGGAUGUUUUGCCUCCUGACAAAAUACAGAUCAGGCAUCGACUACAGCUCGGGCAGCAUGCAGGAGGCCCGGGCGUCGCUGGAGACCGUGUCCUCCUUCAUAAACAGCGCUCAGGCCUACAUGAAGGGCCAGCUGACCACCGCACCCAUACAGGAGGCUGUUCUCUGGGAAAAGCUGCAGCAGACCAAAGUCUCUGUGACCUCUGCUCUCUCUGAUGACUUCGACACGCCCAGAGCCUGCAGCGCUCUGCUCAGCCUGGUCCAUCACGGCAACUGCCAACUCCAGCCCGUCGCCGCGGUGACAAGCCCGGCCCAUUACGGCAACUGCCAACUCCAGCCCGUCGCCACGAGUCCUGCAGCGCCCCCUGGCUGUGCAGUGGUGGGGGCUGUGGUGAGCUACAUCCAGCAGCUCUUUGACCUGUUUGGGAUGGACACGUUGAAGAGCACGGAGGCAGCGGCCGGCGAGAGCGAGCAGACGGUGGCGGCCGUAGCAGAGCGGCUGACACGGUUCAGGAGUGAGGUGCGGGCGUUCGCUCUGAGGCCGCAGGAGAGCAGCGGUGAAGGGGGUAAAGCGGGUCUUCACCCCGACAGAGUGCCCCUGCUGAAGGCCUGCGACACGCUGCGGGAUCAGCUGGCUGCUCUCGGGCUGGUUAUUAAGGACAGAGGAGCCUCGUCCACCUGGGAGAUCACCCAGAGAGGACUGAAGCCCCCCGAGGAAAACCAGUCUGAAUGA